UAGAAAGGUCUUGGAUGACUGGUGAGAGAAGACAGGUUCUAGUGAACAAAGAACUGGCACGACCAAGUGGAAUUGCCAUCGAUUACUUCAUGAACAAUCGUGUGUUCUGGUCUGAUUCCAAAUUCAACAGAAUCCUGUCAAUGAAACCGGAUGGCACCGACCAAGUGGUUGUUAUUGGAAAUGCAAUUAACCCAGUGAGUAUUGACCUGUAUGAAAGUGAAAUAUACUGGGUGUCCCAAAAUGAAGGCAAACUGAUGCAAAUGGAUAAAUUUGGACGAGGUAUAAAUGUUACUCUGAGAGACCAACUCUUUUCUCCAAGCAGUGUUAAUUGCAUUCCCACCAUACAAGUAUCCAAAAGUCACAAGCGAAUGUGCUUCAGAAAAGACAUGCAGCCACCUCUGCCUCCUGAUUCCAAAGGGUUAUCGGUGCGCAUGUCCUGAUGGCUCCAAGUUUAUUGAAGGGUCCACUACAAUGUGUGAUGCAGCAUUUGAAGUGCCCCGGAAAUUGCCCAUGUGUAUUUGUUACCAUGGUGGUUCUUGUAUUCGAGGAAGCAAUGGAACUUACAUCUGCCACUGCAAGGAAGGCUAUUAUGGUGUGGAUUGUUCGCUUAUGACUUCCAGGGGCCUCUUGAGUGCCCUCAGGUCUACCAAGGUCACAGCAAUUACAGUUCCUAUUGUUCUACUGCUGAUCAUGGGAGCUUGACUCUAGCUGGUUAUUACCUCAUUAAAAAACGCAGG
This is a messenger RNA of Octopus sinensis (East Asian common octopus), 737 nucleotides long. Its product is annotated as low-density lipoprotein receptor-related protein 2-like. The coding region runs from base 472 to 702 and encodes 76 amino acids. The transcript is spliced from 6 exons. Lineage: Eukaryota; Metazoa; Mollusca; Cephalopoda; Octopoda; Octopodidae. The record is from RefSeq and is a predicted model, not a curated record.